Molecule: messenger RNA, 1297 nt
Organism: Aphanomyces invadans
Lineage: Eukaryota; Oomycota; Saprolegniomycetes; Saprolegniales; Verrucalvaceae
Exons: 1
Coding region: 23-1003 (326 amino acids)
Biological process (GO): sphingolipid biosynthetic process
Cellular component (GO): endoplasmic reticulum membrane
Molecular function (GO): 3-dehydrosphinganine reductase activity
Source: RefSeq, a predicted model, not a curated record
CCACCACAAGACUGUUGUCCAGAUGCCCGAGACCCCCUACUUCCCGGCCUUCCUCGUUUUGGCGGUGCCGCUCGCAGCUACUGUCACCUUGGCCAUCAUUACUGCGCUCCUUCCUCGACGCCAAUUCAACUUCCGCGGAAAGCAUGUCUUGGUGACUGGUGGAAGCGAAGGUCUAGGCCGUGCCAUCGCGCACCAACUCGUGGCGGCCGGUGCUGACGUCACUAUUGUGGCCCGUCGCGCCGAGGUCUUGCAAAAGGUCGUGGACGAAGUGGCCACGUCGAACUCCCCAAGCCACGGUCGCAUCUUCUUCCAAACUGCGGACGUAACGAGAGAGGAAGCCAUUGAGAGAGCCGUCGCCCAGGCGCAAGCCCAAGUCGGUCCCAUCGACCUCCUCAUUCCGUGUGCAGGAAAGGCUUUGAUGGGGUACAGUGCAAAGAACACGAUUGGCAUUCACCGCAAGGCGAUGGACCUCAACUUCUUUGGCACUUUGAACACGGUCAACGCAGUGCUGCCGACGAUGCGCCAGCGUCAACAGGGAAAGAUCUGCUUUGUCACGACGGGUUGUGCAAUGACGAGUUACAUCGGGUACUCUGCCUACUCUCCAAGCAAAUACGCGGUCCGUGGUCUCGCCGACUGUCUUCGCAAUGAGUUGAGUGCGUCGGGCAUUUCAAUUCACAUUGCGUUCCCGGGCGGCAUGGACACCCCUGGGUUCGCCGAGGAGCAGUUGUCCAAACCGGCUGAGUGCAAGUCGAUCGAGGCGUCGGACACGCUGUACAAGCCCGAGGCGGUCGCGAAAUCGAUCCUAAAGGACGUCAAGAAUGGCACGUACAAUAUCUACUGCGGCGACUUUGGGAUCAACUUGCUCGGCGUCCUCGGUGCUGGCAUGUCCCCUCGCAAGAACCCAGCGUUGGACGUGCUGCUGUUUCCGAUUGCGUCGAUAGCGGCGUGGUUUGUGCGCGGAGACUGGGACAAGGCUGUCAAGACUGGCCACAAGAACGAAUAACGUCUCGAUCUCCCUACGCAAACGUAGCAUGUCGUAACGAGUUCAACUGUUGACCAGUGCGACAAUGCAAUCUGUGUGCCGUAAGUUAAUGGACUGUGCAAGCACUACCACUCACGGCAAUCUCGUCCAUGUCGUUCCUUCGGUGGCCUGGAAGUUUGAGGGAUUCCCGCACCGCAGGGAACCAUGCGUGGCCUCAAUGCACAUGAUCCACGCCGCUUGCGCCAAAUAUACCCGUGUUUUUGCAUUGAUUGUGCUGAAAAGUCUACCAAUUAAACCGAACUUUUUGCUUUGGAG